AUGGCGCCUUCAGACGACCCCGUCAACUUUGAUGUGAUCGAGGGCCAAAAAGAAAACAUCCAGUCGCUGCCCGGUGGCCGCUCCGCCAAGAAACUCGCACAGCUUUACUCGCCAACACCACUACAGCAGAUUCCUACGCCCACAGAUAUCAAAGACGCCAACGAGCACACAAGAGCAAAGUAUGAGGCCGAGAUCACAACUCUCGCCGACUCGGACGAUCCUCUCGAUGUCUUCGACCGAUAUGUCAAGUGGACAUUUGAUGCCUAUCCCUCGGCGCAGGCCACUCCCCAGUCACAACUCCACACAUUGCUGGAGCGCGCCACAAAGAGCUUCAUUGGCUCAACGCAAUACAAGAACGACCCAAGAUACCUGAAGCUUUGGCUUCACUACAUCCACUUCUUCUCUGAUACUCCACGUGAGACCUUCAUAUUCUUGUCUCGUCACGGCAUUGGCGAGGGCCUUGCUCUAUUCUAUGAAGAAUAUGCUGCAUGGUUAGAAGGUGCUGGCCGCUGGAGUCAGGCAGAAGAAGUCUACAAGCUCGGUAUCGAGCGAGAGGCCCGGCCAACGGCACGUCUCUUGCGCAAGUUCAACGAGUUUGAGCAGAGACUAGCCGCACAACCCGAUGCAGGCGAUGCGCCUUCCUCUCCAGCGCUUCCAGCCAUGCGUCCUGCACUGGCUGCUAAAGUCGAUCCUUUUGCCUCUGCUCGCGCGGCUGACCCUCAAGCACCGAGAACAACUGCAGGUGUCGGCGGCAGCACCUCGAAGCCGUCCAAGUCCAAGCUGGCCAUCUUCUCGGAUGCUGACGCCGCACCGCCAGCUCCUUCUCCCAUGGGCUCGGGUUCUAAAGGGUGGGACACAAUCGGAUCAUUAGCAGACCGCAAGAAGGAAAACAAAAUGGAGCCCAAGCCAUGGGCGGGCGAGACAUUGAAGGCGGGCGGGAAGAAGAGCAGUGCCCCCAAGAUGGCGAUUUUCAGGGAUGCGUCCCUAGCAAGAAUAGCAGAGUCCCAUAUUGUCAUUGCACCAUCCAAGCACCAAGUGAUAAUCAACCCUGCCAACGGAAGGCGAGAACGUGUUUAUAUUAAUCUAGAAGCGAUAUAUCCGACUCCCGAGGAACCUGGUACCGAGCUGAGUUUCGAAGAAAUCUGGGCCAGCAAACGAGGCUGGUUGGAUUGUUCUUGGGAAGAAUAUGAAACCGAGGACAAUGACUUUGAAAACGAACAGGAAUCGAUUGUCGAAAAUGCUCAAACCAAUGCGCUUAACCAAAGACUUGCUACCAAGCUGGUUGUUCACCACGACGUUGUGGAACUCGACGAGAAUGGUGCUUUAAAGCAGCAGCAAAAGCCCAGCAAGCCCAAGAAGAAAAAGAUGAUGGAAGUCAAUGAGACUCAAAUCAUUAAAGCUAAGUUGGACUCGCCGCCAAAGCCAAAGAUGCGUAAGAACAAGUCAUCGGAACCGACCAUGACACUGCACACAAGAGCAGCCACGGACGAGAUUUAUGACCUGUUCAACGCACCUUUGCAGCCUGCAGACGGGGAGGACCAGAGCGAGGAUGACGACGAGUAUGUGAGCGACGGCGACUAUACCAGCGGAGGCGAGAGUACAUGCACCACUCGUCAAAUCGCCACGAGCGAGGCUGGUGACGAUGAUGAGGCUGAUGAUGUGAACAUGGAGGACAGGGACGGUGAAGAUACCGUAUCUGAUCUCCUUGGCCCCGAUGACGAUGAUCAUACUCAGGAACGCCGCAACUUGUCCACUCCUACGGAUGAUGACGAUGAUGAUGACCCCAGGACCAUGACUCGAUUCGUUCCCAUUCCGCCAGAGGAUUAUGUGCCCAACUCUCGGCCAUAUAGGGAUGCGUCCGAGGUGGCUAAUAACCGCUUGCCCUUCAUGACCCCCAUAACAGAACGCACAGAAUCUUCCCUUGGUUUCACUACUGCUGCUAUUGCUAAAUAUGCUACCACUCCCGCCUCUCACAACAUCCUAGAGGAAGAUGAAGAGGACGAGGAGGAUGAUGAAGAUUUUGGCCCUCUCAGCAGCCCUCUUCGCGAGAUUCUAGGUGGCAACCGCUCUCCAGUCAAGAUUGCUCAACCAAAGCUACACAGACCCGCCGGCAAACAUUCGGCGCCAUCUGUAGCAAAGGGGCCUCUCAUCGCUGAACUACAAUGCAACCCUGUCGACGAGGCUAUACGACAGGAGAUUCUGCGCGUCAUGCACCCGCCACUGGCCUCGUACUCUGGUUUCUUUGACCACCGUGACGCUCGCUGCAACCGCGGUGGAGAGAUCCGCCGAUUCUCCAAGGCCUGUGCCAAGGCCAACAAGCCAGGCAAUAGUGAUCGAAACAGCAUCAGCAACCCCAUUGUGCUCGAGUUUCCAGAAGUCAAGUCAACUUACACACUCAAACGUGAAUUGGGGGCUGGCGCUUACGCCCCUGUCUACCUUGUGGAGAAUUCCUGCCCUGGACAGGACCAUGACGAUGAAGCUGCCCCCGUCGAGAUGGGCAAAGGUGCCUUUGCUACCUCGCAGCGGUCUGCACAGGAAGCUCUCAAGAUGGAGGUCCCGCCCACCGCUUGGGAGUUCCAUAUGAUGCGGCUCGCUGCCACACGACUUGGCCCCCAACACAGGGCCACGGCCAGCAUCAGCGCUGCGCAUGAGCUACACCUGUAUCAAGAUGAGGGCUUCUUGUUCCUUCAGUACCACCCAUACGGCACCCUGCUCGACGUGGUCAACUUCUUCCGUGAGCAGCCCUCGGGCAUUAUGGAUGAGCCUUUGGCCAUGUUCUUCACCAUUGAAUUGCUUCGUACAGUCGAGGCCAUGCACUCGAAGCAGAUUCUCCACGGAGAUCUCAAGGCCGACAAUUGCCUUUUACGUCUCGACGCACUCUCUAGCGAGCAUAAUCUGAGCAGCCAAUGGCAGGCCGAUGGCAGCGGUGGCUGGGAUGCUCGUGGUGUCGUGCUCAUUGACUUUGGACGCGGCAUUGACAUGCGUGCUUUUGACCCGGACGUGCAGUUCAUCGCUGACUGGAAGACGACCACCACUGACUGCGCCGAGAUGCGCGAAGGACGGCCCUGGACCUGGCAGAUUGACUACCACGGUCUCGCCGGCAUCAUCCACUGUCUGCUCUUUGGUCGCUACAUUGAGACGGUCCGGUGCGACCAAGGCGGCCUUGGUACGACAGCCGGACGGCGGUACAAGAUCCGCGAAAGUCUAAAGCGAUACUGGCAGACAGACCUGUGGGCCGGCUGUUUCGACCUACUGCUUAAUCCGGGCAGCUACGUGGAGCACGAGGACGGCGCCCGCAUGCCCGUCAACAAGAGCCUGCGCAGUGUCCGCGAGCAGAUGGAGGCCUGGCUCACGGCCAACUGCGAAAAGGGUCUCGGACUCAAGGCCCUCAUGGUCCGUGUCGAGGGCUUUGCGAGCGCGCGGUCGAGGAAGUAG
Molecule: messenger RNA, 3435 nt
Organism: Pestalotiopsis fici W106-1
Lineage: Eukaryota; Fungi; Ascomycota; Sordariomycetes; Amphisphaeriales; Sporocadaceae
Exons: 3
Coding region: 1-3435 (1144 amino acids)
Biological process (GO): protein phosphorylation; meiotic sister chromatid cohesion, centromeric; mitotic spindle assembly checkpoint signaling
Molecular function (GO): ATP binding; protein kinase activity
Source: RefSeq, a predicted model, not a curated record